GCGACUGGAGAGCGGCGAGCGGCACGGGACGCGGUGCCUCUGUCACUUUUUUUUUUCCCUUCCAGAGUGCCCGCUCCCACUCCACACACACACACACACACACACACACACACACAUACACACUCACACACACCCUGUUUGCCCGUGAGCCUGGGGAACUUGCAGCUUAAAGCCAGCCACCCCCACGGCAACAUGUACCCCAGCAACAAGAAGAAAAAGGUGUGGAGAGAGGAGAAAGAACGUUUACUGAAGAUGACCUUAGAGGAAAGGCGCAAAGAAUACAUAAGAGACUAUGUUACCCUGAACACCAUUCCGUCUUGGAAGGAAGAGAUGAAAGACAAGAGCCAAAAUGAUGAAGAGAAUACUCAGGAAGCAUCACAAGUGAAGGUGAAUUUGAGUGAAAAAGUGUCUCUCUACAGAGGUGACAUCACGUUGCUGGAGAUAGAUGCUAUUGUCAAUGCGGCAAAUGCCAGUCUUCUUGGAGGAGGUGGUGUGGAUGGCUGCAUCCAUAGAGCGGCUGGCCCCUGUUUGCUAGCUGAGUGCCGAACCCUGAAUGGUUGUGAGACGGGACAUGCAAAAAUCACAUGCGGUUAUGACCUGCCUGCCAAAUAUGUCAUCCAUACUGUAGGACCGAUCGCCAGAGGGCAUAUUAACGGUUCCCACAAGGAAGACCUUGCAAAUUGCUAUAAAUCGUCGCUGAAACUGGUGAAAGAAAACAACAUCCGAUCAGUUGCAUUUCCCUGCAUUUCAACAGGCAUUUAUGGUUUUCCAAAUGAGCCUGCUGCAGUCAUUGCCCUCAGCACCAUUAAGGAAUGGCUGGCCAAGAGUCACCAGGAGGUGGAUCGGGUCAUCUUCUGUGUCUUCUUAGAAGUUGACUUUAAAAUCUACAAAAAGAAAAUGGCUGAGUUUUUCCCUCUAGAUGAUAAUAAUGAAGAAGAAGAUGUGGACAUGAAAGAAGAUUCAGAUGAGAAUGGUCCAGAAGAGAAACAAGGUGCAGAAGAAAUAGAAGGGCAAAGCCACGAAGCAGAUGGUGUCAACACUGCCACUGUACCCAGCCCUUCAUCAGAGGAAGCAGCUGAAAUCUCUAAAGAUCAAGAUUCUGCAAAGGAUGAAACCAUUACAAAAGACAGUGAUAUAACAGAUCAUUCUGCGUGUGACCACGAGCAUCCCGAUGGACAAGAGAGUGAUUCAAUGAAGAAUGAAGUAAAAAUUGAGACAGAGUCCCAGGGAUCAUAUAUGGAAACAGAAGAGUCUUCAUCAAACCAAGAAGAUCCCACAAUUGUGGAUGAGCCAGAAGUGAUCCCACUUGACCCGGAAGAAAAAGAAGAUGAGAAAGCUCAAGAUGAGGAUACACCUAGGGUGUCUGUGACAAGUGAAGCCUCCCGUGACGCAGAGAACGCCACACGUCCUGAGGUUGAAAUGAAUAGUCAGGCUGACAGUGUAAACGACCCCACGGAGUGUCAGCCAGAAGACUGA
This is a messenger RNA of Ochotona curzoniae (black-lipped pika), 1476 nucleotides long. RefSeq names its product mono-ADP ribosylhydrolase 2 (gene MACROD2). The record is from RefSeq and is a predicted model, not a curated record. Gene Ontology annotation, cellular component: nucleoplasm. Gene Ontology annotation, biological process: purine nucleoside metabolic process; peptidyl-glutamate ADP-deribosylation; DNA damage response. The transcript has 17 exons. Bases 193 to 1476 code for a protein of 427 amino acids. NCBI's taxonomy places the organism in Eukaryota, Metazoa, Chordata, Mammalia, Lagomorpha, Ochotonidae. Gene Ontology annotation, molecular function: ADP-ribosylglutamate-[protein] hydrolase activity.